AUGUUCAAAGAAGAAGCACUGGCAUACCUGUUCACCCUCGAACACCACAAACGAUACCUGGCAGGUCCCAGACUAGCUCAAGGGUUGACUGGUGUGGCCAGAACGGUGAUUCGCAAGAAGUUGGCGAUUGAUCCACAGUGGCUUGCUCAUCCGAGGGGGGCUUAUGACCUGAUAGAGCACUUGGAGCAGGCACUAGGACAGCCAACUUUGAUACAAGCAGCUCAGCACAUACAGAAGUUCUUUUACCAGUUGAAACGGAAGCGCAAUGAAACCAUGACACAGUGGACCAGUUGUCACAGUGAAGCAUUGUGGGAUGCGUCUCGGGCCCUGCAGCGUGUGAACUCGGAGCAUAGCAGUGUGAACACUGUUGGGGGAAGCUCGAAACACACGCACAAGGCCUAUAGCGACGCCAGUGAUGGGGGACCAUUCGAUGAGAAUGGGAGAAUGCGUGAUGAUGGAGAAGCCUCAGAAGCUGCUGAUCCGUGGGCCCGUCGCGAACCGGCUCCCUCCCAGGAUUGGGAUUGGGACUGGAAGCAUUCAGAGUGGUCUGGAUGGCAUGGGAGCACAUGGCACAGCGAGGAGUACGAACCUCCAGCUUCGUGGCAUACGGAGGUGAAGGACUUCAUCCCAGAGCACUUGACAGGAUUCCUGCUGCUGCAACGAUCUGGAUUGGAUGCCAGCGAACGUGCAAAUGUGUUGGCAGCCAUUCGUGGCCAGUUCUCAGUUGCAACAGUGGAAAGAGCCCUCAAGGAGCAAUGGUCGGACGACGACCUCAUGAAGAGGGACAAAGCUCACUACAGCGCCAAUCUGGCUUGGGAGGAUGACGAAGAGCAACUUUUGCUUGCAGGUGAAGUUCCACCCGAUCCUGACUAUGAGCCCGAAGCCUAUGCAGCCUUCAUGGAUGAGCAGAAUGUGAUAGAUUCUGCCCUGGAGGCCAUCAAGGAGAAGAAGAGGACGCUGCAAGAGGCCAGAUGGCGCCAACAACAGGUCCGCAGUGGACGCAAGUUCUAUGGACCUCCCGCCAACAAGGGGGGUGGAAAGGGACAGUUUCGACAUGGAGAUCGUGACCAUGGACCUCAAAAGUGUCUCAAGUGCGGAGGCCCGCACCAGACCUCCAACUGUCCAGUACCAAAGAAGCCUCAGGCCAAUGUGACUGAGGAAGCGGAAGUGGCUUUCAAGGCACACCAAGAGUCGCUUUCGUGUGAGCAAGCUCAAGUGUCGGCUGAGGUCUGCGAAAACAUCCGCUUGGGAAAAGGGAUCAUCGACUGUGGCGCCACCGCUACCUUAGGCUCAGUUGCUGCGGUCGAGGCUCUGAUGCGAAAUCACUGGACCAAAAAGGGCAGUGAUGGAGUGGAGGUAGAUGUGAAUACCACCCCCACUUUUCGUUUUGGAAACAAUGGAACCCAAGCAUGCGUAUCCACCGCCAAAGUGAAGGUGGAUUGUGGUGAGAAGGUUGGGGACAUGUCGAUUCAUGUUCAUGACUUACCCAACCAACCAAUUUUGGUUUCCAUCAAAUCUUUGAGAGCGCUCGGGGCCGUGGUGGACUUCGGCCGAAAUGAAGUGAUCUAUCGUUCGAUUUGCCCGUUGAGUGUGGUUAGGCUGGAACAGGCCGCAAAUGGCCAUCUCCUCAUGCCCCUGAGCGACAAUCUUUUGGCAGGAGCCACCCGCCGAAAACAGCAAGUGAUCAUGCCCACCGAGACCAAGCAGGAGCUCAUUCGCAAAAUCGAGGAGCUGGGAGAGUCAGCCUCAUCCAGCAUGACGGUGAUGCAACUAAAGGCACUUCUGUCGGAGUUGAAGACGUCAGCCAAGGAGUCAGAUCGGUUUGCCCUUCAGACCAAACUGCAGGCCUUGAACAAGGCCGCAAAGAAGAAGGCAACUCUUCAGGCACUGGCAGACGACAUGAACGUGUCCUACACAGCAAGCAACACCAUUCCUCAGAUCUAUGCGAAGGUCGAGGAGAAGGUUUCGAUGGAGCACCCAGGGAAUCCUUGGGACAAAGUGAAUUUCGGAAAGCAUGCCGAAUGCAACUACAAGGACAUCCUGGAGACACAUCGCAGCUAUGGGCAGUGGGUGAUCCAGACAGCAAAGGAGAAUCCUACGGGAAGCCAUUGGCGACUUCGUCGACUGGCACAAUGGUUGGAAGAGAACUGGGACACACCGGUGAGGAAGGGCCCAGAGAUCCGUUCGCUGACUCGGCCAUCCUCCAGCCGGGGCAAAAGCUCGGGUUACCAACCGACGGCCCAGGAUCUGGCAGACCUGCGCCGAGAGAUGAUGGAGCCUCACUCCGACAGUUCUUUCGUGAAGGUGCACCUGUCAGAUUCCGAGCAGGAGUUGGAGCGAGUGAAGGCCGAACUGGAACAACUGAAGUCGGAGAAUGCCCAGCUGACCCGACAGGCGGAGCGCAGCAAGUCCCGCAAGGAGAUGUGA
Durusdinium trenchii is the source of this 2427-nucleotide messenger RNA. The record is from the annotation of a GenBank genome assembly. NCBI's taxonomy places the organism in Eukaryota, Dinophyceae, Suessiales, Symbiodiniaceae.